AAAUAUCUCAAAAAAAAAAGUGAAUAAUUUUUAUUUCCAUUUUUUGCUGUCGAAAAAAGAAAAAGAAAAAAAAACACAUGAUUUCCUUGUUUCGUCUUUUUUCCUUGUUUCGGUAAAAUGUUCUCCUCACUAUCUUGCACAUCAAGUCACCCUUUUCUUUCUCUAUAAUUUUUUCUGUUUACACCAUCUUCUAUUUCACCAAUUUGAGUUAUUAAGCUUUGCUUUUUGAAGAUUGAAGAUGAGAAUUGUGGGUUGAAGUUCAAAGAAUUUCAUUUGAGAUAUACAUUACUUGGUCAAACUCUACACAUUGAUGGCUGCUAUUAGGUUUUCAACUUUGAAAAGAACCCUUAGUUCCUCUUUUAAAUUAGCAAAUCAGAUUGAUGUCAGACCUUCAUAUGCUUGCAUAAAUGGUAAUCGCCACGCUAGAGAGCCCACCUAUUCAAAAACUUAUGCUGCCCCAAAAUGUUUUAAUGCAAGGGGUAUACACUCUGCUAGUGGGACCAGUCAUGUUACUUCAUAUCUCAGGGGGAGAUUUGAUACUAAAAGUUUGAGGGGAAGUAAAUCAAUUCUUGUGGCUAGCCCCAUUUUGAAUAAUCGAUGGUAUUCGUCGUUUGAUAGUAGUAAAGGAGAUACUCCUAAAGGUUCAGGAGUUUCUACUGGAGCAAGUGGGUCUGAUGUAGAUACAGGUGGUGUUAGUGGAAGUGAAUGGGUUGGUAAUUUUAAGGAAGCUUGGCAAACUGCUGUAGAUGCUGUGACUUAUACCGGGGAAAAGGCGAAAGAGGCAUCUUCCGAAAUGACUCCUUAUGUUGAAAAGGUGCUUGAUGCACACCCUUAUCUGAGAGAUGUAAUUGUUCCUGUUGGUGGCACUUUAACUGGUACCUUAAUGGCUUGGGUGGUGCUGCCAAGGCUUUUGAGGAGAUUUCACAAGUAUUCAAUGCAAGGACCAGCUGCUUUGUUGCCUGGAAGCUCGAUAUGGGGGCCAGUUCCAUAUGAGAAAAGUAUCUGGGGUGCUAUGGAGGACCCCGUUCGAUAUUUGAUCACUUUCAUGGCAUUUUCACAGAUCGCUGUGAUGGUGGCACCAAGCACUAUUGCAUCGCAAUACCUUCUCGAGACUUGGAGAGGUGCUGCGAUUCUUUCAUUUGUCUGGUUUCUACAACGAUGGAAAACAAAUGUGAUCAGCAGAGCUUUGGUUGUCAAGAGCCUUGAAAAAGGUGACCGUGAUCGAUUGUUGACUUUGGACAGAAUCUCAUCCGUUGGCCUCUUCAUCCUUGGACUAAUGACUUUAGCUGAAGUUUGUGGAGUAGCUGUACAAUCUAUUUUGACCGUUGGUGGAAUUGGAGGGGUGGCUACUGCUUUUGCUGCUAGGGACAUCCUUGGUAAUGUUCUUAGUGGACUCUCCGUACAGCUUUCACAACCUUUUUCAGUUGGUGACACGAUAAAAGCUGGAUCAGUGGAAGGUCAAGUGGUUGAAAUGGGGCUCACUACUACAUCAUUGUUGACUGCAGAAAAAUUCCCUGUUAUUGUCCCAAAUUCACUAUUUUCCAGUCAGGUGAUUGUGAAUAAAUCGCGUGCUCAAUGGCGUGCCGUGGUCACUACGGUUCCUUUCCAAAUCGAAGACUUUGAUAAGAUUGUCCAGAUAUCAGAUGAUGUAAAGAGCAUGCUCAAAUCUAAUCCAAAUGCUUUCUUGGAAAAGGAGGCACCAUACUGCUACUUGUCUAAAAUUGAAAAAACAUAUGCAGAGCUAACUCUUGGGUGCAACUUAAGAUAUGCGAGCAAGGACCAAUUGUUUUCAGCACAGCAGGAUAUUCUUCUGCAAGCAGCCCGUGUAGUCAAGCAGCAUGGGGGCACACUGGCUGAUCCUUGGAGUCAGUGAUUUGCAUCGGAAUGAAGAUGUCUUAGCCUUGAGCAAGCAACCAUAGAUGGAAAAUCCACACAUGGUGAUGGUGAUGUCAAAAGUUCAGGCAAUGGAUUUGAUCCUUUUUUAACCUGAUCGGGCCCAGCUGAGAGACCCAUAAAGCAGCAGUGGACUGAAUUUUAGCGAGCGGGAUGUCCAGUUCUCGAACUAUCUCGGGUUUUUUAAUCAGCAAAUGAAGAGUUUGACAGGUUCAUGAAGCACAUAAUAAGCUUCCCUCAAGUAUAGAAUUUAUCAGCAGAAAUGGCUAUACUUGCCUCAGCAUCUUCGGGCAAACUCAAAAGGCUCCAAUCAAGUGAUGGCAGUGGAAACUCCACUAGAUUUACUAGUGGUGCUAAGUUAGGAGGAAGUUUAGGUAGUCUCUUAAUGUUCCCGGGAGUGGACAGGCAAGAGACCUGUACUCCUUUGGCCAAGGCUAUGGAGAGUUGGAAGGAUGGGUUAACAACAACAACAUACCCAGUGUGUUCCCACAAGUGGGGUCUGGGGAGGGUAGGAUGUACGCAGACCUUACCCCUACCUUUGUGGGGGGAGGCUGUUUCCGAUAGACCCUCGGCUCGAGAGAAAAACAAUAUUCAAAGCAUGAUAUCAAAAAAAAAAAAAAAAAAGGAAAAAAAAGAAAAGAAAAGAGAAGAAAAA
Molecule: messenger RNA, 2548 nt
Organism: Lycium barbarum (goji berry)
Lineage: Eukaryota; Viridiplantae; Streptophyta; Magnoliopsida; Solanales; Solanaceae
Product: mechanosensitive ion channel protein 1, mitochondrial-like
Exons: 8
Coding region: 311-1873 (520 amino acids)
Biological process (GO): transmembrane transport
Cellular component (GO): membrane
Source: RefSeq, a predicted model, not a curated record